UUAUUUUCUGAUAAAUUAAUUUUAGCGCUUUAAUGGAGCUUGUCUCUGUAUCCAAUAUAAAUUUUAAACUUAUUAAUGUAUUUAUGCUUGGCGUGUCGUUCCUAUUUAUUUUCAGUGCGUUUCAAACUUGUGAAAUGAUACAAGAAGUUGUUUUGGAAAGCACUAGCUUAAAAAUAUUCCAAGGUAGCGGAUAUAAAAGCUUAUCAAUUAUUUAUGGAUCCUUUGCAUUGUGUAAUUGGUUCGCUGCCCCAGUUGUAACAUUCCUUGGCCCUAAAAUAUCUUUAAUUCUUGGAGCUUCUACCUAUUGCAUUUUCAUUGGUUCUUUUUUAAAUCCAAGAUUAUGGUCAUUAUAUGUAACAUCUGCUCUUUUAGGGUUAGGAGCAGCUAUAUUAUGGACAGCUCAAGGAAAUUUUUUAACUAUUAUUUCUGAUCAAUCUAAUAUAUCAAGAAAUACAGGAAUAUUUUGGGCACUUUUUCAAACAAGUUAUGUAGUUGGAAAUACGAUAAUGUUUGUAAAGUUUAAAGGGAUGACAAAUUUAGAUCAAGAAGCCUACUCAGCUUUGUUUACUAUUUUACUAGUUUUAUGUUGUACAGGUGUACUUAUGUUAAUAACAUGCCUUAAAAAUGUAGCCUAUGAAAACAAACUAAAUCAUAUUGAUAUAAUAAAUGAUAAUAUUAGUACCAAUAAUUAUACCUCAAUCAAUGAAUCUGAAAGGACUGCCCUAAUUAAAGGAGAUAUGGAAAAAUUGUAUUCAAGUAGCCUAACCCAUCAUGAAAUUCCACAAAUAGAAGUCAAGAAUGAUAAAAAAAUUAAUAAAAGGGUUGAAUUUUUGGAAAAUGAAUAUGAAAUUGGCACUAGUAGUUAUUUAAACAACCAAAAUAUUAUAUUAGAUCAACAAAAGUCAAACGUUUUUAUGGUAGAUAAUAGAAAUACUCUGUCUAAAACACUUCUUACCUCAUUUAAAUUACUCAAGGAUGUUAAUAUCUUACUUCUAACAUUUUCCUUUGCAUUCACAGGUUUGGAAAUAACUUUUAUAAGCGGAGUUUUAACGACCUGCAUAGGUUAUACAACAAGAUUUGGCGAUCAAUCCAAAUCACUUAUGGGAAUUUGUGGAAUAUUGCUAGGAGUGGGUGAAAUUUUAGGUGGACUCAAUUUUGGCGUUUUAGAAUCAUUUUUAGCGAGUCGUAGAAGGGUAAACAAUAGCUUUCAAAUUACUAAUCAAAAGGGUUUAAGUCGAUGUUCUACGAUAAUAACCAGCGGAUAUCUCCUUAAUAUAUUAUCUUACUUUACUUUGUAUUUAAUCUUGCCUAAGGAUUCUCCCAUUCAGCCUUCAACACUUGGUGUAUACCUAAAUUAUGACACUUUAAGCCUAGUCUUAGUUCCGGUAACCGCUUUAUUAUUGGGAUUUGCUGAUAGCGCUUUUAAUACUCAAAUAUACGUUAUGAUAGCCACCCAUUACAGGGAAGAACGUGAAAAUACCGCCACCUUUGCACUAUUCAAAUUUAUUCAAUCAACGAUGGCUGCCAUAGCCUUUUAUUACAGCAAAUAUCUUUUGUUGCAUUGGCAACUCCUAAUUUUAGUUAUUUCGGGAACAUUCGCUGUUUUAUUUUUUUACUCAGCCGAUCAUAGAUUGUCCAACAAUAUCUUGGAAAUAAAGUCUCGCGAUCGAACUUAGAAUUUCACAGAUUAUAAAAUAAUAUAUAUGGUUUGUUAAAUUUUUUGCAAAACAAAAAUCUAAUUUUAUAAAAAUUGCUAUUACUAUAUGAUUUACACAUUUAACUGAUUUUCAUUUUAAAAUUUGUAAUUAAUUUAUACGUAUUAUUAUUAUAAUUUAUAAUAUAUAUUUUAAAUUUUAUGUUAUUAUAAUGUAUAAGCAUGAUUUAAAAUUUUAUGUUAUUCAAAAUUUUUAUUAAAAAAUCGGGGAUUAA
Gordionus sp. m RMFG-2023 is the source of this 1929-nucleotide messenger RNA. RefSeq names its product UNC93-like protein MFSD11. The transcript is spliced from 11 exons. The coding region runs from base 33 to 1676 and encodes 547 amino acids. Lineage: Eukaryota; Metazoa; Nematomorpha; Gordioida; Chordodea; Parachordodidae. The record is from RefSeq and is a predicted model, not a curated record.